This is a messenger RNA of Paramuricea clavata, 16641 nucleotides long. Lineage: Eukaryota; Metazoa; Cnidaria; Anthozoa; Malacalcyonacea; Plexauridae. The record is from the annotation of a GenBank genome assembly.
AUGUAAUCUACUUAUAUAUACUUAUGGCGUUGUACAUAUACCUCUUGCAACAUUUCGUUUUUCUAUCAGAUUAGAUAGCACACUUAUUGAUUUUGCUGACAUGAAAUGGCAACGUGGUGAUAUUAGCAUAAUUUUUAAUGGAGAAGCUGAAGGUUUGUAUUAUAAGUAUUUUAUAUAAUACCUUAUUGAAUUCUGAUCGUUUAAUUGGCUGUUUAUGGUCACGUGAUAUUGAAUAGAAAAUUCCAUUUCCCAAGAGUGCAAUGGAAUACAUUCCAUUGCACUCUUGCGAGUGCAGUUGUACUAUACGUUUUAUUCCAUUGCACUCUUUGUGUUUUCGAUAAAUCGCAUCCGUCAAAAUGCUUCUCGUACGGUGAUCGCAGUUUAUUUUAACCCGAUAUUCGAAACUCAGUAAAUGGGAUUUAAUGCAAAUACGACUCGUCAAAAUGGCGGGAGCUUACAGUAAACCUUUUCAUAUUAGUCUAUUUUGGUAAUGUUUUUAUUCGUGCAAUGGUAAGAAUAUUUUCAUUCGGUGAAAGAUGGAAUGUUCCAUUCAACGAGGAUGGAACAUUCCAUCUUUCACCGAAUGAAAAUAUUCUUACCAUUGCACAAAUAAAAACAUUCAUUAUUUGUAUAAUGUAAUGGUACUAUAUAAUUGCUAAUUAUAGUCUUCUAACUUUAGGUGUAAAGUCGUUUGCUAUACUAGAUAACGAAAAGAAAGUUUUCCAAAGAAUGCAAGAUGAGGUAGAAAUUGAAAACAGUUGUAAAUAUUAUAGAAGCGUUUCUUUUUGUACUAUUUACAACAUGAGCGGCCGUGUUGUAUCGGAUAUACAAUGAGUUCAUUGGCGAAGUAAUUUUAAAAAUAAACGUUGUCUAAGCCGAGAAAAUCAAAGUUAAAGUUUAUGUAAAUCAACAUGAAUCUGUAUCACAUAUACAGAUACGACACGCUUAUGAUUUUUCUUUGUGUUCUCUUCAUGAAUUAUUAAUGAGUUUUUUAAUUCGUUUUAUCAAAUGUAUUGUAAUAUUUCCUCAUGACAGGAAAGCGAUGCCGAAAUAGACGAAGAAGUUGAUCUAUUAAUGAGCUGGUACGUUUUUAAAGAUGCUGAAAAAAUGUUUUACCAAUAGCGUUAGAAUAAAAAAUAAAGUUUAAUUACAGUCCACAGUGUCCAUGUGCAGUAUACUCUUAUAUUUCAUAUCAUUGAAAUUUUAUUAUUUCACUUUUUCGAUUGAUUUUUAAUCUUCAUUCAUCCAUUUCAGUGACAUAGUAUCAGCUACGAUGUCAACAAAACCGAUAACUUUCUCAAGGUCGCAAGAUGGUUGGUUCUUCAAAGAGGAUAAAAUCGUAAGGAUGUUUAAGAUUUUCCAUUUUGAUUAUAAUUUAAUUUUAUGGUGGUAGCUGCCGACACAUGCUUAAGUUAACGUAAAGUAAGCCGCACUUUGUUUACUGACAUGAUUAAAAUCAGGUUUGCUAGCUGUUAUGUAUAUCCAUCAUUUCAUGUUAACUUUUGUUUUAAAAAUUCAAAAUUGAACGACUACACUAUUAAACCAGGGGUGAAAAAAUAGCGAGCCAUUGGUCCCAGGAAAUUUUUGUAGUCAGAAGAAAAUAGAAAAAUAACAAAGUCAAGUCAAAAGAAAUAAAACUGCAGUCUGCAGAUAAACUAUAUACAGUGUAUCUUCGGCCCCUUGAUCAUCAUCGGGUGGCUCAACACUCAACAGUGAACCCAUUGAACCUAGCCCUAGGAGGUGCAGUUUGCUUUUGCCCUCAGGUGUAAAGUUUAUUAAACUCCCUAAUUAUAUUUUUCUCCAAUUUCUAAGGAAAAUAUUGGAUCAUAUGUAGCCAAUGUUUAUGACGUAAAUGGAAUGACUUUGGUCACUAGAAAAAGGUCGGUUAUAAAUAUUUUUGCAUGGCCAUUUAGCAUUAACUUAUAGCAUUUAAUUAAUUCUGGUAUGAAUAAAAAGAUGACAAAGUUUUAGUUUAGCACAAAUUUCAUACGCUUGAUCUGAAUGAGUAAACGUCUAAAAUUCCGGGUAACCUUUUCUUGAUGGAUAAUAUAAGUAAGAGUUACUGUAUUUACUGAGGCCGAGUGAACUAAGUAAUUCAUUCAAUUUAGUUCAUGAUUCUGGAGGUUUUGUCCCCCAAACAGCUCUUAUAUGUACGCUUGUGCGACGUAAAAUCUGGUUGUGCAUGCGCGUUUUAUACGCUUUAUUGCACAAGUGGAACAGCAAAUAUUUUUGUAUAUUAAAUUCACUGAAUACAGCAAAGAAUCUGUUGACUGUUGAGCAGUUUGUUGAUCUUGUUGAUACUGUUAGGGCUGGAUGUUACUGUUACAGGAUGUUACUCCUAAGGAUGAUACUGUUAGGGUUCGAUGAUACUGCUACAGGAUGAUGCCAAGUCCGUAUUUUGGUGGAAAUAGUGGAGCGGCCGUCUAGUUCACAACCCCCGUGGAAAGUUAGGGCUCAGAACGGGCUAAAGUCAAAGUAUGCAUGUGGUGUAUUAAUGAAUUAACCCUAAGCAACCAAAAAUUGUUAAAUUUUCACUUUGAUCUAUCAAUGAAAAUUUCCCAAGGGGAGGUGCAUUUUCAGCGGAGGUACAAAAAUUAUCAGGGGAGGUGCAAAACGAUCUCAGAGGAGGUGCGCAUCUCCCCACACCUCCCCUCAAAAUCCGGCCAUGGAUGAUACUGUUAUUGGAUGAUACUGUUAUUGGAUUAUACUGUUAUUGGAUGAUACUGUUAGGGAUGGAUGAUACUGUUAUAGGAUGUUACUCCUAAGGAUGAUGCUGUUAUACUGUAAGAUAAUACUCCUAAGGAUGAUGAUGUUAGGGCUGGAUGAUACUGUUAUAGGACGAUACGUCUAUGGAUGAUACUGUUAGGCUUAGAAUGUUAGAUGGUAUUGUUACAGGAUGAUACUAUUCUUAAAUUUGCCCUGAACAGUUCAUACAUACAUACAUUAUUCAGCUCACUCAUACAGUUCAUACAUACAUACAUUAUUCAGUGACCGAUUACAUCAAAUAUCAUGGUUACUUAUAUCACUUACCUAGACUGUUUAUCUUUACAACAAUUGUGAUCUUACUUUCCUAACUAUGGUCAUCCUAACCCAGGAAACCUGAGCGCCCGGAGAAAAACCAAGACUUAGCGUUGACAGACUCUUUUCACAUGAGUUCGUAGCGAGAAUCGAACCCACGAUCUCAGAGGUGAAAUGCGCUUGCUCUGAUGACUGCACCACCGAAGCCCCUAAAAGCGAUUUAUUCACCACGGUACAUCAAACAAAGCUGACUCAGUCAUGAACUAAUUCUGACAUCAAACAAAGCUGACUCAGUCAUGAACUAAUUCUGACAUCAAACAAAGCUGACUCAGUCAUGAACUAAUUCUGAAUACCUAAUUUACAAUGUAAAUGGCGAAGUAAAUAAACUGCAGAACCUCUGCUUUAUCUCAAAACCCUAAUUACAUACAGUACCAGAUAGUAUAAAAGGGAAAAAAUGUCAAAAUGCGUAACCAAGGUUGAAUUUCACUGCAUGAUUACAUAUACCUAUGAAACUUUUCGGAGAAAGGUAGUUUUUGUAUGGUAACUAUAAUGCUAAUAAUUGAGUACUUUUUGUAGACGAGAACAUCUUACGCAGGAGGAUAUUGUGAAAAAUAAGGUACGUUGAUAAUACUAGAGAGGUUCGGAUUUGACUUUCACUGCUGGAAAUCACAGUACCGUACCGUACUGUGCACUGAUUUGGUGCAGUAAAUGUACUGCAGAACAGUACAUUAUCACAAAUAUAGAAUUGUAGUGUAUAUGGUGUUCCCCGGCGGGUUGACUGCCCGCCACGCAAGCUAGGGCAUAUGGGGCGUUUACAGUCUCAAAUAAGAAUGUAAUGCUCGCUCUCUAACAGUCACGAUUCACAGAAAAGUUUUUUGGAAGGAGGGGGGUAUAGUGCGCCAAUGUAUCACCGUCGCCAAUACCAUGAAACUUUUCUUACAGUAAAUCAUUAGCUUUUGCCAUGCGCAAGUGAAUGAUGCUUUUUCGGGAGGUUGCGGAAGACCGUAUCUAGGUUCAUCGGUCUUGAAAAAACUGAAAAGCUUGAACCCGCAUAAAGCUCCGGGCCCGGAUGAUAUCCCCAAUUGGAUUCUUCGUGAUUAUGCCGAAAUCCUUGCUCCCUCUGUAUCGGACUUAUUGAAUUCGUCCUACAAGCAAAAAAGACUGCCCUCAUGCUGGAAACAAGCUAACAUUACACCUAUUCCGAAAGAGAGACCUGUUAAAGACAUAAGCAAACAGCUCCGACCUAUUUCGUUAACUCCGGUUCUGUCUAAACUUGCAGAAGAGUUUGUUGUUGAAAACUAUAUCGCUCCAGCAGUGUUGUCGUCAAUUGAUCCUUUUCAAUUUGGUGGCAUCCCUCGAUCAUCUGCUACAAAAGCCUUAAUUUCUAUGGUUCAUGCGUGGACUCAAGCCACAGAUGGAACUGGAAACGCUGUAAGAGUGGUUCUUUUUGACUAUAAGAAAGCCUUCGACUUGAUUGAUCAUAAGAUCCUAGCCACGAAAAUCAUCCAAUUGCCAAUGCCAAAUUUCAUUAAGCGGUGGGUAAUUGACUUUCUGAUGAACAGGAAACAACGGGUGAAACUUGCAAGAGACUGUAUGUCUGAAUGGAUUGACAUUCCUUCCGGUGUCCCUCAAGGAACCAAAUUGGGACCUUGGUUAUUCAUCCUAAUGAUAAAUGACCUACGCCCCCCACAUCAUGAGCGAUGGAAAUACAUCGAUGAUGCUACGGUAUCUGAAAUCAUUUACAUCAACACACCCAGUAAAAUUCAAGAUACAGUCGAUUGUGUUCAAAAUUGGUCUGUAGAAAACAAGAUGCAAUUAAAUGCCUCCAAGUGCAAGGAACUUGUUAUCAGUUUUACAAAACCUGAGAAAGAAUUUCCGCGCCUUAAGAUCAUCUCAGGCCAAAUCGAGACAGUGAACCACGCAAGAAUCCUAGGUUUGACAAUUUCUAAAGAUCUAAAAUGGAACCAACACAUAACUAACAUAGUUAAGAAGGCGAACAAACGGAUUUAUUUUAUUAUUCAGUUGAAACGUGCUCAUGUACCUGAAGCUGACAUAAUAAAUUUUUACACUACCUGCGUCAGACCAGUCAUGGAAUUCAGCUGUCAAGUUUUCCACUUCGCCCUUCCUUCCUACUUAUCUAAUGCCCUGGAACGGGUUCAAAAGCGUGUUUUAUCAAUCAUCUAUCCACUGACAGGUUAUGCGGAUUGUUUACAAAAAUCGGGCAUCAAACCAUUAAGUGACAGGCGUGUGGAUGCAUGCGAGAAACUGUUUAAUGAAAUCACCACAACACCAGUAGCUAAUAUGCAUAAUCAUGUACCAUCUAGAUACUUUCCAAAUUACAACCUUAGACACUCAAGGUCUUUUGUUGUUCCUCAGACCAAAACGAACAGAUUUAGAAACAGUUUUUUCCCUUCAUCUGCAAGGCAUAUCAAUAAUAUUAACUGACAAUCGAUUCUGAUAUUCAGUUUUAGACUGGCUAACAUUUUUUUAGAAAUUUACUAGUUUCAUAGCUAAUUUGUAAUGUAACUUUAAACUUCUGUAAUAUAGAAUUAUAAAUUGUAAUGUAAUUUUAAACUUCUGUAAAUAUAAAAUAACUAAUUUAAUCAUUUCUCUUGUAAAAUUUAGCACGCAAUUCAGCCUCUUGGCUGCUAUGUGUUAAUCUUAUUAAACAAACAAUCUAUCUAUCUAUCUAUCUAUCUAUCAUUCAUUCAUUUGCCGGGAUAAACGCGUAAAAACGCACAGCUUGUAACAAGUCUGCAAACAAGUUGUUACAAGUCUGUUCACAAGCUGUCAACAAGUUGUGUUCGCACUGCUUGUUCCCAGUUUGUUGGAACAAGUUUGGAACAAGCUAUUAACAACUUGUAACAAGCUUGAUGGCAUUAUCAGCCUUGUUACAAGAUUGUGCUAACAAGUUUGUUACAGCCAUGAUAUAACAAGGAUGUUACAAGGUUGUCAACAGAAGGUUGUAACAAUCUUGUUAUAUCAAGCAUGUCACAGACUUGUCAGAAUAACCUUGCAACAAGUCUGAUAAUUUCGACAAGGUUGUUACAAGUUGUCAGCAGGUUGUUCCAAACCUGUUGACAACUUGUAACAAGCAGUGCGAAUACAUCUUGUUAACAGCUUGUGAACAGACUUGUAACAAACUUGUGUGUUUUUACGUGUGUACAUGGAAAUGAUUUUCAAUUCCUCAUUUUUAGGCAAUGUUGGAGAGUAUCAGCAAAGGAUCGAAUACUAUGGACGCCGUUCCAGAGGUAAGCACACCGAGUUUUUACACACGUCAACAUUACGUUAUUGCCAAACAGCUACACAUUGGUCUAACUUAGACAUCUCACGGAAGAAGUGUUUUCUUCUUUGAUUUUUGCCUUGAUUUCUCGAGUCCACAAUCAUGUUGAAAAUGCUUGUCAGCAGUCGUUAAUCACUCUUUACUUUAUGUAAUUUUAUGUUUAAACAUGCGAGCCCCACGCACAGUUAACUACGUCAUUAGUUAACUACGUGAUUAGUUAACUACAGUAUCUAACGUUUUGUGCAACGCAGUUAAGUCAUACAGUUAACUAAUUACAGUUAAGGAUUUAACUACGGUAUGGUAGUUAACGCUAACUAUAGUUAAAUUUAACUACGUUUUUUACACAACCGGCCCCUGACUAUUAUCGUAUCUCCGGUACACACGUAAAAACGCACAAGUUGUUGCAGGUCUGCAAACAAGUUGUUAUACAAAUCUGUUCACAAGCUGUCGACAAGUUGUGUUCGCACCGCUUGUUCCUAUACUUGUUGUAACAAGUUUGGAACAAGCUGUUAACAACUUGUAACAAGCUUGAUGGCAUUAUCAGACUUGUUACAAGGUUGUUCUAACAAGUCUGAUACAGUCAUGAUAUAACAAGAAUGUUACAAGGUUGACGACACAAGGUUGUAACAAUACUGUUAUACCAUGACUUUCGGACUUGUUGGAACAACCUUGCAACAAGUCUGAUAAUAUCAACAAGGUUGUUACAAGGGUUGCCCAAACUUGUUGACAACUUGGAACAAGAUGUGUGAACACAACUUAAAAAACUCAAUAAUUCAUGAAGAAAACACAAAGAAAAAUCAUAAGCGUGUCGUACUGUAUAUGUGAUACAGAUUCAUGUUGAUUUACAUAAACUUUAACUUUGAUUUUCUCGGCUUAGACAACGUUUAUUUUUAAGAUUACUUCGCCAAUGAACUGAUAAGAUGAGUCGUUUUUUUAGUUGUUUACAACAUUCGCGUCCGUGUUGUAUCGGAUAUACAAACUCUCGCCUUCGGCUCGAGUUUGUAUAUCCGAUACAACACGGCCGCUCAUGUUGUAAACAUUACUUGUUGACGGCUUGUUGGCAGUCUUACCUCAACACGGUGCCAUAAAACCAUCUACCUCUAACGCCACCCAGCAAUCCGAAACACUAGCCCGUCUAAAGUAAUUAAAGCCUAGUGGAUAUAUGCUCUGGAUAUGUUUUGUGUAGUUACAACGUAAAAGAUCAUUGGUUCCACCAACUGUGCAACAUUAUACAUGGGAGACGUAUAUAAACUGUGAAACAGAGAAGUGAGUUUGUUAUUUCUAUUAAAUAUGAAAACACUAUAUGCAUGUUUCCAGCAUAUAUAUAUGUUACCUUUGUUGGUGGAAAUCUUCUUUGCCUUAAUGCAAUACGUAUAUAGCUUAAUUUAUAGCCUAUACCAAUGAUUUCACGGUUGAAAAGGUGUUGUUAAACAGUCAUUCCGCUAUCAGUCAAAGAAUUUCAGAAAUUAUUGGGGAAGGCCGCCCCCCCCCGAGUAUUCAAAUUGCGGUUUUAGAUGCGAUUUACGCUGACAGCCUGGCAAAUGUGAACCAGUGGUGAGUUAUAAAAUAUGAAUGUUCAGAUGAGGGUACAUAUACUGUAACUCGUCUACUCGUUCACAUGCAUCAGCAGAGGAAAAUCGCACUAGAGGUCGCAGCAAAAACUACAAGUGUAAACGGACCUAUAGUAAAACGUUUGAAGAGUAAGAAAUCGCAACGCACUAAAAAUUUUAAAAUGGCAAAAUCGGGGAUUGACUUUGUUUUGUGUUUCAGCAUUACAACUUUAGGACGAAAGACAACUAUAAAGGAAGACAAGAAAACAAUAAAAGCCACCGUGGCAAUGGUAGGAUUCACAUCUCAGUUGUUGUGGAAAGUAUGAGAGCAAGCAUGUACCGUAAAUCUUCUAUUAAGCCCCCCCCCCCCAAUAUUUAUUCCACUCAUUGCUUGCAUGAGGGCAUCUUACCUGUAUGACAAAUUAAAUAGAGAGGGGAGGGGAUGGGUUAUUUAGUCUAGUCUCAUUAAAUAAGAAAUCCAGUAAACUAACAUGAACUUCCAGGCAAAUGAAUAAAGGUUCAGAUUUACUCACCCAUACCAUUAGCCAAUCAGAUGUAUAUUUAGCCAGUGAGAGGAGCGGCAGCGAUGGUCAAAUAUGAACCUCUCUAUAGUUUUCGCGGAAGGGUGAUAAUUUUUUCGUAUUUGAGAAGGUUUGAUAGGGGUUUUAUGGUUCGUGCUUGGCAAAUUGUAGCGUGUAAACGUAUCUUUACGGUAUGUAAAAAUGUGAUGGCAAUUUGUAAAACUGACAUUUGGCGUUUGCUUUUUAGAACGAAGACUUUCCUCUCAAAUUAGAACCGUGAGUAUUGCCAGUUUUUUUCUUACUGUACAGUACAUGUUAUCUUGGCUGUAGUUACUCAAACUUCUUAAUAAUUCAUGACGAAAUUAGCCAAAUACUUUAUUGUGCCCUCAUGUUUGUAUACCCUGGUGAAGUACUGUGCAUAUUGAUCCUGACCUACAGUACUUGAUCCUGUCCUAGGAUCAUGGAUCAAAACGUAUGAGAUGUCAUAACGUCACAUCAUAAAUGAUAAAAUACCCGCAAUGUAGUUUUUUGUUAGAACAAGAUCAUAAUCAUUCUCAUACUUUACCUAGAUCUUUUAAUAAACAGUAACUGGAUGAGGUUUUUGUGAAAUCCGAAAUUAUUUCAACACGUACGGAGACGGAUAUCACAGAAAACGAAUUCAAUAACUGUUUUGUUAAUAUACAUUGCAUUUUCAUUUCAUCAACUCUUUCGACAAACAAUGAUCUGUCGAACAAAAUAACGUUUAGUUGUCAAAACGAGCUAUGAAAAGUUCCAAUAAACCUGACUAAAACGUCUGUUUUUUUGUGCAAAAAAAUUCACAAAAACGUCCUUCGUUCAUGUUCUAUUUUCUUGUUUCUGUUCGUGUAUGUACUGUAAGCUGCCGCUUGCUACAGAAUUACAUAUCGCUGGCUCAAUCUAUACUGUAGAUAACAGUGUUAUCUGCUUAUCAGUGGCGCCGCCAGCUCGAUAAUUGGGGGUGGGGGCAAUAUUCAUAUAUUCGUGUUCAGACCUUAAAAACAAUCGAUUUCAAAAGAAAUUAAUAAUGCAGAACACGAAUAUAUGAAUAUGUGCCCCCCCCCCCCAGCUGGCGGCGCCACUGCUGCUUAUCUGUAGCUUGCGUGAGUUCCGUAUUUAGCUGUAAACUAUUCACAUGACAUGAAGAAUGAACCAAUCCGAAGUGACUACAAUGUAUAGUAAUCUAGUCCUUUAAUUGUAUUUUUCAUCUUUUUCAGUUUACUAAAUGUUCUCGAAGUCAUAGCUCCUUUCAAACAUUUCGAUAAGCUCAAGGAAUUCGUGUCGAUGAAGUUACCGCCGGGUUUUCCCGUCCGAGUAGGUAUGUUGUUUACUAUUGUCAUUGUGCAGUCUCGGCUGACUAUGGUUGAUAUACAUGGUAAAGCCAAAGUUGAGCGUGUAUGAUUUAAAUAUAAAGGCCCAUUUACACGAUUGUCAUUCUGGCGUAUGAAAACGACGCCGCUAUCCCUGUUCAUCAGUUUAUGGCGAAAUUGGAAAUGUGACAUCUUUCCACGCAUUUAUUUGAGUACAUACGCUAGGAUAACAAUCGUAUACGACUAGUCGUAUCGUGUACAGUAAAGCCCAUUUUCCACUAUAGGCGAAUUUGUUCGCGCGAAGCGAAAAACAAAUCUUGGGAAUGUGAUUGGUCAGCGAAAAAAUUCGCCGCGAAAAAGUUGAACAGUUCCUACUUUUUUACUGUUCGCGCGAACAAAUUCGCCUAGUGGAAAAUGGGCUUAAAUGGACCUUAAUACGAGAGGUUUCUAAGGCGAUUAAUAUCCCCCAUAUAGGAGUGUAUAAAGCUCUCUUCAUUUAGGAUUGUAAGUUCCCUGCCUUCGGGAGGAACAUGUGAAUUAUUGAUAAUUUGGCAUUUUUCAUUUCAGGUUCUUAUAAUUUUUAUUUUUUACUAGAAAUCCCAGUUCUGCCUACUAUUGUGGCAAGAGUAACGUUUCAAAAAUUUGAACCGGACAUGAGUAUUCCCGACUCCAGAUAUUUCAUACCUAGAGACUAUAAAGUAAGUAAAUUUACAGAACUGAAUUUACAGGGAAGGAGAGAGACUGGAUUUAGGAUUUUUACCGGGGUGUAUUUCCAGACCCAGGUACCGGGGUGUGUUUCCAGACCACACCCUUCCAGAAAGUACCCAGCUUUGGCCAUACUGCCUCGUUUUAGUGAUUGGGAUCUCGGCUUUGGAGUCCUUUAUCCUAUCACUGAUGACCUAAUUAUAUAAAGGUCUUUUAGAUGAUCUAUUCUAACUCUAUGAUUUCGCAGAUGCGUCACCUGCAACGAGAUAAAAGGUUCUAAAUCCAAUAUCUCAAUCACGAAAACGAGCCUGCAGUAUGGCUGAACACUUUCCGGAAAGGGUGUAUUGACAGUUGAGACUAUAAGGCCGGUUUACACGACCAGUGUUUUGGGCACGGCACCCCUAAAAAUGGGCACCCGUGCCCAAAUUUUUAGGCACGGCACCUCUGCCUUUUGGCGUGUAAACGUGACAAAAAUCGGCACCGGUGCCGCAAAAUUUAAACGUGCCGAGACUUUCUCACGAGGUAGUCUCGGCACGUCUAGCAAGCGGUGCCGUGCCAAAAUUUCGAAAAAAAUAAAAAAUAUAUGUUCGACAUCGAGCAUGCGCAAAACAAAUUGUCCUCUUUCCAAUAUGGCAGCAAGCGGCCAAAAACUACAACUUGCCAAAAAUAAAGAAAACAAAGCUAAAAAACAAAUUUAAAUAACACGUUCACUCGGAAAUUUGAUACCAUUGUCCGUCGCUGAAUAGAGCAGUAACUAGGUCGUAGCAAAUGGCUGUCCUUUAAUACGUCGAUCCAUAUAUACCUCUCGACUUCGUGGCGGGUGAAUGCAAGAUAACAGAACAUUUACACGAAAAAACAACUCCUUUCGUAUUUAAGGGCCCGUUCAUAUGGGCAAAAGUUAUCCCAGUUAACGAGAAAACUAUUCGACUAGCCAAAUACUUUUGUUCUGUUCACAUGGAGAAACGAAGUUACUGUACUGGCAGUGACGUAGCACUGAACAUGAAUUGAAUUGAAAAGUUGCUGACACGACAGAAAGUUAUCCCGCUAAACGGGAAAGUUGUGUUCAUAUGGGAAAAACAUUAUCCCGGUCACCGAGAUCUGGCUUGUCAACAAGCGAGAUCUCGGUACACGGGAAAACUUUUUGUCUCGUAUGGACGCAGUGUAACUUUUCACAUAAUUUUCAUACCAAGGCGAGAUCUCGCUUGUAAACUUGUCGAAAAGUUUUCUCGCUAACCGGGAUAACUUUUGCCCAAAUGAACAGGCCCUUAAAGUACUUUUCUAGUAUUGAAUUGGUUUUUUCCCUCGAUUUUCGGCUCAUAUAAUACUUCUUCGUUCCAAUAAAUAUAAAUAUAUAAUUGUAUUUUUGUCCGACAUCUUUAUUCUUUAAAAUAUACCGUCGUAAACGGAAAGUAGAGGUGCCGUUUUCCGAUGGGCACGGUGCUUAUCAUAAAAGUGUCUACAAAAAGUUGUCGCGUAAAAGUUGUCGUGUAAACGAGUAAAUAGCGAAGUGGGAGUUUUGGCACGGUGCCCAUUUUCAGGGGUGCCGUGCCCAAAACGCUUGUCGUGUAAACCGGCCUUAUGUGCACACGGUAACGUUUUCGAGCGUUUCUAAAAUGUCGUUUCCAAUUUUGUCAGUUUGACGCUCUGUCCACACCAUAGAUAUCUUAUAUACACUAGAUAGUGCAUCUAAUUAUUCUGCAAUUCAAAAAUUGAAGCCGUGAUUGCAGACUCAGGAUCUUCCCAUGAAAUGAGAAGAUUCGUAUGUUUUUUAUUUCUGAGAAGAUUCGUAUGUUUUUUAUUUCUUAAACAGAGAACUUCAACGUUAAGUUAAACCUAUUCCAAAUACAUUGUUAAACUAUUCAAAUGAUGAAAGUUAUUGUAAUUGUUUUUUAAGCGUUUAUUAGCGAGUGGGAACUACCAACAUAGCCGUCAUCUAUUCAAAUGGGGGUAACCGCUGCAAUGUUCUUGGCCUCAAUUUUACUAAAAGAGAUGCGCUAUCUAGUGUAUAUAAGAUAUCUAUGGUCCACACGGAAACGUUUUCACGGCAUGCAAAUGUUUUUUCUCGACAAAAAUUCCAUCUCUCAAGGCUUCUUAUCACAUUCACCAUUUAUUUUCCACCAAGUAGAGUCAUUACUUGUUAACGAUUUUCUUAAAAUGUUUAAAUCGUUCAUAAAUCAUUAUACACUUGAAAGGCUAUAUAUUUUCUUCUAUUUGUCGCUAAAGUUUUCAACUUAAGAAUUAAUUAAUGAUACCAAUGAAAGAUCUAAGCUUCCAGGAAACAAGAAUAUAGACAAUAUAAUAUUUUGAUUUUAAGACGCCAUCUUGGAUUUUUAGCGUUUCAACGCGAAAACGCUUGUCCGAAAACGUUUUUAGCAUUGAAAACGUUUUCGUCAUAAGACGUCGUUUUGACUUUUCAUCCAUUUUCGUGUGGACACGACUUGAACACGACACUUUUUGAAAACGUUACAGCUGAAAACGCUCGAAAACGUUACAGUGUGCACAUAGUCUAAGUUAAGGUAAACAUGAAACAGGCCUGAUGAUGGUGUAUGUGUGCCCCAAGCACGCAGGCGCCAGUUGUACGAAGGCCAGAUAGCACUAUCCACCGGAUAGUGAUUUUCCAGGCUUCCUAAAAUUGUCCAUUGAUUGGUUUAAUCCAGAUUAAACUUGGGCAUUUAUAAAUUAAAGUUUAUUUUUAUUCAUUGUGAGGUCCACAUCUGCACUUUUAUAGCUUUUCAAGCAUUUUUACAACGGUUGAAAAAUCACUAUCCGGCCUUCGUACAACCGUACCGAGAAUUUUAGCAUUUAUGACGGAUGUAUAAACAUGCAGUUUAAAUAUAUCUCCGCAAUCACUUAAGCACCCCAAAGGCAAAAUAAAUGUGGACUAUUUUAUGUCAGCGGCUACCUAAGCGCAACCAAAGAUUAUAAAUUCAUGUCUCACUGUUUAUGAAUGCUGAGCCCUCUCCUUACCCUGACUCUAACCUUAACCGCUGACCCUAACUCAUGAACGGCGAGAUAUUUAUCAUUUAUAGACCUGGAGCGAAGUGAUAAUAUUAAGCCCCGAGGGAAAUAUCAUCAUUGAGGGUAAUAUAUUGCCGAAUCCCCCGAGCGGAGGGUCUAUAAAUGAUAUAUUAUACCGAAAAUUAAAAGCCCCCAAGAUGAGAAUUAAAAAGUUGACACAUACGUGAAUACGAUGUUUUAUUUUCGGAUUAACGCAAGUAUCGUCGCUUUUCUUUCGAACCACAAAUCGUUUGGAAUAUUAAUGACAUCAUUUUUCAAAAUUUGCUUCAAAAUUUUGAAAAAGCCCCAGGUUUUAGGUUUAAAAUUGAAUUAUUCAUCACUCAUUAAUACUAUUUAUGUUUUGUCGGCCAUCUUAUUGUCAUGCGUGUUGUCCCGCGUGACCUACGCGAAUAAUGUUCCACCCCAUGUUCCCCGGGGAACAUGGGGUGGAACAUUGUCAAAAGGAACGCAGGCUCGCUAAUUGAUGACGUAAGGCGUGAUAUCGCGAUUAAUUUCAUGCUCACGUGCCACAAACUAAGCUUCCUGAUUGGACAAUUUGAAGUUGAGGUAUAAUAUGAAUCUAUAUCCCAUCCUAAUAGAAACUAUAACCACCUCGUUUUUCGUCGAAAAACACACAAUUAUAACCUCCAUUAGAACAAGUGAAAAUUGCUUUGGUGCAUGGGGGAGGGCCGGGGGGGAGGCAUAGAGGAAACACCAUUCGUUAAUCUAAAAGUAAUUCCAUGUUCUUUUUAAUAUAUAUAGGAAGAUCCCCACCGAUUCCCGGAUCUAUAGAGAUACAAUACCUCAAGAUAAAUAAAGAAUAUAGUCAAAUGAUAUUUAUCACCGUGUACAGUGGGAGACUACGGGCGCUUUCCAUUAACACGGCCAGAACUGUCAGAACGGUCAAAUUGUUGAAUGGAACACAAAACGUUUGGGCUUCGGACCUAUCUGACCGGAAAAUUUAGAUAACAUUAGAAUGAGGUCCAUUUUCGCUAGAUAUUUGAGAAACAUAGACCAGAUCUUUCCAUUGAUACAGAGAAAAGAAUUCGGGUCUGACCGGUCAGACUAUUCAAUGGAAAGCGCCCUACGACAACCUUGGCUUACGCCGCGCUUUCGUUCAGGGUUAAUAAUUAAUUGAAAUUGCAUUUAUAUUGUAUUAUUGAAAUAAUUUAGUAUUUUCUGUAAGAUGUAUCAGUGGACAAAAUUUACAUAAUUUGGAAAUGUUUAAGUAUAUAGUUAUAUGUAGAUUACUUCAUGGUUGGUGAGUGCAUUGGACCACUAUUUACGAGUUGUGAAGAAUCGCGAGUUUAGCGAUACUUCACAACGAGUAAAUAAUAAAAAUCGUACAAACGAACCAACCAUGAAGUAAUUUGUUUAUUAUAAAAGUAUAGAGAAUACUUAUUUGACAUUGACAGACUCACAGCGAACAACACGCAUGCAAGUAGUGAAGUGAUUUGGCCUCAAAAACAGAUUUUGUACCUUUUAUAUUUCUGGAAUUCCAAUGAAAGCCUUCAGAGUUCAGUGUUUUCUUUAUGAUAAUAGACCGAUUCAAAAACUAGCUGUCACUAAUUGACCACUUGCGUAAUAGACUAAAUUUUGAUCUUAGCCAAAAUUUCAGCACAGCUUGAAAGAGCAUCACAAAAUUAGUAAUAUUCCAAAGUUUCGUUGCAAAAUGUUGUAAAAUGCGGAAAAUAUAGCCUUGCGAAGUUUGCAAUUUUCAGUCAUUUUAGAUUACAAACGGGAAAUUGACAGCCUCGAAGGGUUUGAGGCUGUCAAUUUCGCGUUUGUAAUCUAAAAUGACUGAAAAUUGCAAACUUCGCAGGGCUAUAUUAUGAGCAUUUUACAACAUUUCUCAACGAAACUUCGGAAUAUUACUAAUUUUGUGAUGCUCUUUUAUGCUGUGAUGAAAUUUUUGUUUAAAUUUGUUGAGAUCAAAAUUUAGUCUAUUACGCAAAUGGUCAAUUGGCAUUGUUUAUACUUUACGCAUUACCACGCUAAUAGAGUCUGCAGAACAGAGUCUGGUUAUUAUUAAGGCAAAGUGUACAAGUUUAUGAUUGACAGCAAUUCAUGCAAGCCAAAUUACAGCCCUUUCAAAUAACCAAAAAGCACCAAAACGAGGCUAGUCAUGCAGUCUUCUUUGCUAAAUCUGGCAUAAACUCUUUUUUUAAGAAUUACAGUAAUUUCUAAAAGAGAACGCAUGGUAUUUAUAUUUAAUUAUUUAUACCUUGUAAAACUGUUAGUUUUGAAGUUUUUCUAUAAGGCGGCAGUGAUUACCUUGAUUGAAACUAAUUUCUGGAGAAAAAAUGAUGACUACUUCUCGGAUCGGUGAAAAUAGUCGCCCAAUUAGCAAAAAAUAAAAACUCCCACUUUGGCUAUUUCGGUAAAACCGAGCGGCAUAUUUACAGUUAUGAGUGCGAAAACACCAGCCAAUCGAAACGCCGAGAAGAUAAUUUCACAAGUGAAAAAUAUCGCCCGCCGCGAGAAUACGAUUCUGCACGUCAAUCUCUAUACUUCUAUAAUAAAUAAAAUGAUAAUAGUAACUAGAUGGUAAUUCUCAAAAUAUACUGGUUUACAUGUGGACAUAGUGGGACAUCACAAAGAGGAACAUUAUUGAACAAUCUUUAAAUAAACUAUCCACAUAGUUUUUAUUUAUAUUUGCCAAAUCGUUGCGCAUUUUGCCGUGUUGAAGAGUCUGCACAACGUCAACAACUCUCGUCACUGAUGAAUUUCAUGUUUCUCUGCUGUCGUGCAAUCCCGAGAGUAGUGGCCCCACUUUCGGUUUUAUCUGCUGUUGGGGCUCGCUCGUUAUAUAUUUACGAGGGCAGCGCUACUUGCAAAGGGUCGCUGCUUAUGAAGGGCAACUACUUACGAAGGGCAGCUAUACAUACGCUAUACUUACGAAGGGCAGCUACGCUACUUACGAAGGGUCGCUCUUUUCGGGAUUCUACGGUGAUAAUGAAGGCAGAGCUCUCUUCAUAUUGAGAUCUUUGUAUUCUAUGUUGAAUAUUUGCUUGCAUGAGCAUAUUUGGUUUCCAUUGUUAACAACAAUCCUCUUGCAUGCUUUGCAAAUGGAUACACGGCGAGGCCACAAAGGGCGAGAAAAAUUUGCAUUUCGCCUUCAUACCUCGGCAUUUGUUGUUUUAGAGUUAGUCGAGAUACAGGUUUGUGUAACCAAGACCUUUGCAUUUAAUGAGGUUUGUCUCCAAUGGAGGUUUUUCUUUGAUUAUCUUGAAACGAACCUU